This is a messenger RNA of Tarenaya hassleriana, 1764 nucleotides long. Its product is annotated as probable ADP-ribosylation factor GTPase-activating protein AGD9. Gene Ontology annotation, biological process: COPI coating of Golgi vesicle. The transcript is spliced from 7 exons. The record is from RefSeq and is a predicted model, not a curated record. Bases 126 to 1358 code for a protein of 410 amino acids. Gene Ontology annotation, molecular function: GTPase activator activity. Lineage: Eukaryota; Viridiplantae; Streptophyta; Magnoliopsida; Brassicales; Cleomaceae.
UUUUAAUCUUGUAGUGUAGGUUGCCCGAGGAGGUGAUCCAUCAUCGACUCUCCAGAUUUCCGGGUUUUGGUUUUGAGGGUAUCGAUCCACUUGUAAACCCUUAAAUUUCCAUAGACUCUGCUUCGAUGGCAUCUGAGAAUCUUACUGACAAGAAUGUUGUUUUCAGAAAACUGAAAGCAAAAUCUGAGAACAAGACGUGCUUCGACUGUAAUGCGAAGAAUCCGACAUGGGCAUCGGUUCCUUACGGUGUGUUUCUCUGCAUCGAUUGCUCAGCUGUUCAUCGGAGUCUCGGUGUUCAUAUCAGCUUCGUGAGGUCUACGAACUUAGACUCAUGGAGUCCUGAACAGCUCAGAACGAUGAUGUUUGGUGGCAACAACCGUGCUCAAGUGUUCUUUAAGCAACAUGGAUGGACUGAUGGUGGCAAAAUCGAGGGCAAGUACACUUCGAGAGCAGCCGAAUUAUACAAACAGAUUCUCGCCAAGGAAGUGGCUAAAGCCAUGGCGGAAGAGCCUGGUCUGCCAUCAUCACCUGUCGCAGCCUCUCAGCCAGUGGAAGGAUCUAACGGGUUUUCUUCUGCUGUCAAGGAAGAUGAACCUUCUAAAGAAAGUUCUUCUGCUAAACAAGAAUCAUCCAAUGUUCCAUGUUCGCCAAAAGUUUCUCGUACAGUUGUGUCUAGUAUAGUUAAGAAACCGCUUGUUGCAAAAAAGACGGGGAGGACUGGGGGUCUCGGUGCUCGCAAGCUUACUACCAAGCGGAAUGAAAAUCUCUAUGAGCAGAAGCCGGAAGAACCUGCACCAGUUGUUCCUGCGGCAUCCUCAGCUAACACCAGCAGCUCUUCAUUAGCGGGUUCAUCAUUUGCCCCUCGGUUUGAGUAUGUUGAAGACAACAUGCAGUCUGGAGGGCAGAGUGGUCCGCAAGUGCUUAGCCAUGUCGCUCCGCCAAAGUCAUCAAACUUCUUUGCGGAAUUUGGAAUGGAUAGCGGUUUCCAAAAGAAAUCGAGUUCGAGCUCCUCUAAAGUUCAAGUCGAAGAGAGUGAUGAAGCGAGAAAGAAAUUCUCGAACGCAAAGUCCAUUUCUUCCGCCCAAUAUUUCGGGGAUGAGAGCAGAGCUGGUGAUCUCGACACAAAAGCUACCCUUCAGAAGUUCUCGGGCUCAGCAGCUAUUUCCAGUGCUGAUCUUUUUGGCCAUGGGAGAGAUGAUUCAUCCACUGAUAUUACCGCCAGUGAUCUCAUCAACCGGCUUUCUUUCCAGGCGCAGCAAGAUAUAUCGUCACUGGUGAACAUUGCGGGUGAAACCAAGAAGAAGAUCGGCUCUUUGGCUUCCGGCAUUUUCAACGAUCUUCAGGACAGAAUCCUUUAAUGUACGAAUCGAUAUUCUGUUUUUUUUUCUUUUCAUUUUUCUGUUUUUGGUUCAUUGUUUAGCUUUAAAAGCCCAAAAUCAGUGUUUAUUUGGUUUUGUUUUGUAGUUAAGAGAGAGAUUUGGGAGUUGGGACAUCAUAUAAUAUAUCAAACAUAUAAUUUUCCCAUAUUGUUUUUAUUUUUGGUUAUUUUUCUCAUUGAAUUGUAAUAUGAAAUUAUUAGAAGAAAGUAAGCACUUGAUUAAGAUAAUAAGUUGUUUUUUAAUAACUAGGAAGCACAUCAUCAAAGUUCAAAUGGAUACAAAAUGUUACAAUACCUUAAUAAAAACGCAUUUUAAUUUUAUGUAUACCGCCACCCCCUCCAUCUUAUUUUAGUCCCCUCGGGUGAUAGAUAAUACACAAAUGGGA